UAUUUCUAUGAUGUUUGGUUGUAUUGAAAUUGUACUAUUUGUUUCCAACUACGGGUUGAGAUUUGAGGUGUAAAUGCAAAAAAAUAAAUACGAGGAAAGUUUUGCUGAAAAUAUUUCGACUCUGGGAGGAAACUGGACAAAUAACAGAUAUCGCUCGUUGGUAUUCGUUUGAUAUAAAAAAAUGUAGAUGUACAGCUCUGCGAAUUAAAACAUUUCAUCAAAUUUUGAGUUUCAAACAACUUUACUAUGGCUCACUCGGGCGUAGUCCCUGGGAAACGAAAGGAAAUAUACAAAUACGUCGCCCCAUGGCCUCUUUACAGUAUGAAUUGGUCAGUAAGGCCGGAUAAGAGGUUUCGACUUGCCUUGGGAAGUUUUGUUGAAGAAUACAAUAACAAAGUACAAAUUGUGUCCCUAGAUGAAGACAGCAGCGAAUUUACUGCCAAAAGUACUUUCGAACACCCGUAUCCUACCACAAAAAUUAUGUGGAUUCCAGACAGUAAAGGGAUUUUUCCAGAUUUAUUGGCAACAAGUGGCGACUAUUUGCGAGUGUGGAGAGCAGGGGAGCCCGACACAAGACUGGAAUGUGUGCUUAACAACAAUAAGAAUUCAGACUUUUGCGCUCCUCUUACGAGUUUUGAUUGGAAUGAGGUCGAUCCAAAUUUAGUGGGGACUUCGUCUAUCGAUACGACGUGUACGAUAUGGGGAUUAGAGACGGGACAGGUUAUGGGCAGAGUCAACUUAGUUUCGGGUCAUGUAAAAACUCAAUUGAUUGCACACGAUAAAGAAGUGUACGACAUUGCGUUCUCCCGCGCUGGUGGCGGAAGAGAUAUGUUUGCAUCUGUUGGCGCCGAUGGCUCAGUAAGAAUGUUUGACUUGAGACAUUUGGAACAUUCGACUAUAAUUUAUGAGGAUCCGGCUCACACGCCCUUGUUAAGGCUCGCGUGGAACAAACAGGACCCCAAUUACUUAGCGACUAUCGCCAUGGAUUCCUGCGAGGUUAUAAUUCUCGACGUGAGGGUACCAUGCACACCAGUAGCUCGUCUAAAUAACCAUCGGGCGUGUGUGAAUGGUAUAGCGUGGGCUCCUCAUUCGAGUUGUCAUAUUUGUACAGCGGGUGACGAUCAUCAAGCGCUGAUUUGGGACAUUCAGCAGAUGCCUAGAGCCAUUGAAGACCCUAUUCUGGCUUACACCGCAGCUGAGGGUGAAGUAAACCAGAUUCAGUGGGGCGCGACGCAACCCGAUUGGAUCGCCAUUUGUUACAACAAAUCAUUGGAAAUUUUGAGGGUGUAAUUUUAAUAAUCCUCUUCACAUAAAAAAAAUCAACUAACUAAAUAACUGUGCCACUCAUUUUAUAAAUGCUAAUCAUUUUGUCUUAGUUCAGUUGGUAUUUCAUUUUUAAGAAACUUCGACAUGUAUUGUAGUACUAUUUAUACAUCUGGAUUUUUCUUGCAUCGGUUAAUGAUGAAUCGAACUUGCUGACAUUUCGCCAAUCAUCCUGUUCCUAACAGCUUAACUAAAACUGGCAGGUCAAGUGUAAUUCAUCAGCAACCGAUGCAGGAAGAAUCCAGAAAAUGUGUAAAUAGUACUAUCAUGAUCUUCUCGUUUGACAAUUAAUUCAAAAUUUAGACUAAAUUAUCCGAAAUAACAAUUUAGGUUUAGACUGAAGUUUUAGUUUUAGGAUGAAAUAUGCCUGUAAGGUGACAUUUUAGGUUAAAUUAGUGUGAACAUUUUUUUUAUUACCGUAUUUUGUAUGUGCAUUUGCAGAAAUUAUAAAUUACU
Cylas formicarius (sweet potato weevil) is the source of this 1779-nucleotide messenger RNA. It is a transcript of the gene wap, whose product is annotated as DDB1- and CUL4-associated factor 7. NCBI's taxonomy places the organism in Eukaryota, Metazoa, Arthropoda, Insecta, Coleoptera, Brentidae. Gene Ontology annotation, cellular component: nucleus. Gene Ontology annotation, molecular function: protein binding. The transcript is spliced from 4 exons. The coding region runs from base 247 to 1290 and encodes 347 amino acids. The record is from RefSeq and is a predicted model, not a curated record.